This is a messenger RNA of Eufriesea mexicana, 3994 nucleotides long. RefSeq names its product sol narae metalloprotease (gene sona). Gene Ontology annotation, molecular function: metalloendopeptidase activity. The coding region runs from base 1062 to 3353 and encodes 763 amino acids. The transcript has 18 exons. Lineage: Eukaryota; Metazoa; Arthropoda; Insecta; Hymenoptera; Apidae. The record is from RefSeq and is a predicted model, not a curated record. Gene Ontology annotation, biological process: membrane protein ectodomain proteolysis.
UUUAAAAACUUCGUACGACACCUCUUCUUGCAUAUACGGUUCAUAGUUUUAUCCCUAAUUUUUCAAAACUCGCACUGAUAGAUAGCGUUAAAAGUAAAUCAAAUGUUGCUUUCUCGCUGCACCGAACUUAACCUUUCGAAAGCGCCUUCAUGUUAGCUGCGAUCGAAUAGUACCGAAAUCGUCCACUACGUGCACACCUCGACAACGUCAUAAUUAAUCGGAAAGUUCAGGACGAAACCGAAGCCUCGACCGCUUUUCACCUUGUUAACCUCUUCCAUUUCGACUGUUCGUGUUUUGUUUACCGACGAGUCCUCGUACGGCUUGUUAAAUCGGCAGUGGCAGCUACCUGCUAUCGAGGGGGCAUGACGAGCCAUAGGAGCGCAGUCAGCUGCGAAUCUCCGCGCGCGACACACGUGAAACGUUGUUUUCUCCGGUUUUCAGCGCGCGACAUUUUAUUUUUGGCCCGUGUCCUGCGUUUGCGUAACCGGGAAGACAAGUUUUUUCGUAUUGGGCCAGACGAAGAAACGUGUCUUCGCGCAUUCGCAAUUUUUCUCUGAAUCUCGUCUCUUUUGCCCAUUGUAAUUCGCGAACGUAAAAAUAUUAAUAGAGAGGAAAGCGUCGAAGUAGCCGGCAGUGUGUCGAUGUGCAGUGAUCAGGAAAUUGGUGCGCACCGGAGUCACGCCGGAAAUAAGGUCUUUUGAUUCGCCGGGAACGGAGGGAAGAUCGAGACAAGGGUUAAACCUCGAUCCGUGUAAUAGCAAAUUUGAUUUUUCGUCGUCGAUACGUGGGUUGACCGGUGAAAACGCUUCGUCCUUUCGUCGUGAUGACACCGAGGAUCUCGACAGCCGCGACGAUGGAAACAUGAGGACUCUGAAAGAUCGUGCAUUCGAUCGACGCAGCUCCAAUCCUACCGACCAUAAAUGACUUACGUAUUAUUUUUCGCCACGUCCGGACGAAAUGGCUCGGCGUGUGACCGACUCUGCUGUUGAUUAUGGCACGCGCUAUCGGAACUUAAAUCCUAAGCGAUGUGACGCAGCCCAUCAGGAAUAUUUUCACGCAAAAUGAUUCGUGCCCUUGUCCUUCUGUGCAUGGCCGUUCUACCUCUCGUACGAUGCCACAAGAUCCACGAACACAUGACAAGGGAAGAGAUGUUAUCGGUGUUUCACACGGGACACGAGUCUGUACCAACGUACGAGGUUGUGCCUGUGUUGCAUUCGGUGCACAAGAGGAGUACAGAGAAGCCGGAGAUACACCUGAAGGCCUUCGGGAAGGACAUCAGUCUGUCGUUGAAAUUGACAGAGGGGUUGUUGACAGCCAACCACUUGCCUAUGUGGACUGUCACGAAGAAUUCGUCGCAACCUGAUGGCCUCCGCUAUGAGAAGGUGACGGAUGCCGACAUAGAUAUCGGUGACAUCUAUCAAGACACGACGAACAUGGCGUCCAUUCUGCUGCAGCGGGACGCGAAUGGGAAAGUGCUCGUUGAUGGCAAUAUUGGUUCAGAACUGGUGAUUCGACCACUGCCGGAUAGGAUAUUACAUGAAAUAGUAAGUAGGAAUUCGAGUCUUCGCGAGGAAGAAUUACUGCCUAAUGUGACACGAAGUAAAGGGAACUUGAGGCGCACGAGUCAUCACGUGGUGUACAAGAAAGUGACUCGUCCGAGCGGCGACGAAUACAGCGAUUUCACGCUGAUGGAGCCCGACCACUUGGCCAAGAGGUACAGAUCGAAGCGAUCGGUCGUUACCAGAGCAAAGAGGGAAGCUCCAUACGUGAUCUAUCCGGAAAUCCUUUGCAUCGUGGACUAUGAUGGAUAUAGAUUACACGGAGGUGACAAUGUACAGAUCAAAAGGUACUUCGUGUCCUUCUGGAAUGGAGUAGAUCUAAGGUAUAAGCUGUUAAAGGGGCCAAAGAUUCGCAUCAGUAUCGCUGGGAUCAUUAUAUCACGGGGGAGAGAUGCUACACCGUAUUUGGAAAGAAAUCGCGUUGGACGAGACGCGAUCGAUUCGGCAGCUGCGUUGACCGACAUGGGCAAAUAUCUCUUCCGGGAGAGACGACUUCCGGUCUACGACAUCGCCGUCGCCGUUACAAAAUUAGAUAUGUGCAGGAGGCAAUACGCGAAUGACGUGUGCAAUAGAGGAACCGCAGGAUUCGCGUACGUGGGUGGAGCUUGUGUCGUGAAUAAACGUCUCGAAAAAGUGAAUUCAGUCGCUAUAAUCGAAGACACCGGUGGAUUUAGCGGAAUUAUCGUCGCAGCCCACGAAGUUGGCCAUUUGUUGGGUGCAGUUCACGAUGGCUCUCCUCCACCCAGCUAUCUCGGUGGACCAGGGGCCGAAAAAUGUCGCUGGGAGGAUGGCUACAUUAUGAGCGAUCUCAGACACACCGAGAAAGGCUUUAAAUGGUCCCACUGCAGCGUGUCGUCGUUUCACCAUUUCCUAAAUGGUGACACAGCAACGUGCUUGUACAACGCACCUCACGAAGACGAAGCUCUUCCUAGAGUUCUACCUGGAAAACUCCUUUCGUUGGAUGCGCAAUGUCGAAAAGAUCGUGGAACGAGCGCCUGUUUCAAAGACGACAGAGUUUGCGCUCAGCUGUUUUGCUUUGACGCUGGCUCAGGAUAUUGUGUGGCGUAUCGUCCAGCUGCCGAAGGUUCUCCUUGUGGAGAUGGUCAGUAUUGCCUAAAUGGAAAAUGCGUGGCCGAGCAUGAAAAUAUUAUACCAGAUUAUACACAGAACAUUCCAACGUAUGUGCGCCGAGAUGGCAGUUUCAAUCCUACAGCUCAUAAUCGGCCUCUGUACGAACAAUACAACAACACAGACUACAGGUAUCCGUGGGAAUCGACGACACACAGCACGCCACAAUCGAAAUUCAAAUACUCCUCGCCGUCGUCGAAUCUCUUCUCGUCGACGAGCAAUCCUUACAAACGCGUCACACCGUUCGCGACCACCCCGGCGACCAAAUACACCUACACCACCGCCAAUAAAUACAAGACUAAAGUAAAUAGUAGUAACGAUGCUAGUUAUAGUAAGAACGGAUAUAGUGGUGCUACCACUACCAGGAAGUACAAUUACUCGUACUAUACAGUUAGUCCGAUAUCAAAGGUCACGAAUGACCUGAAUUAUCCAAAAAUUAGUCCGUUCAAACAUAAGGGCACGGUGAGCACGGUGCCGUUCUCAGCAGCAAGCAAAAGGGAUCAGAACGGGCUUCAAAGUAAUGCUCGCGAACCAGAGGACGAUGAGUGCACGGACGUGGGGUCAGAUUGCGCGGAGCUGAUUGACAGGCUGAGAACAUGGCUGUGCCAUUUGCAAUCUGUGAAAAGCCGCUGCUGCGCGUCCCUGAAGACGAUCUGCGCCGCUUGAUGGGUAGCGUUGAAACGGUUCUUCCGGUUCGUUAAGGAGUUCGCGUAGCCACGCAUCCACAGACUACCAUAGACCGACAUCAAACACUCGGCGCGCACUCAGCACGCGUUCAGCUCAUCGAGCAGUUCAUAUUCUCCAUCGAGAGAUCGGGAAUAGGUGAAUCAUGUGACUCACGAUGUCGUUGGGUCAUCGUGAUUUUUGAAAGAAGGACAUCUCACAGAGUUCUUAAACGCUCUCGCGGUCGCAACCGCACGAAGAACGAAUGUGCAAUUCAGUUUAUUAAGUAGUUACGUAAUCUCACUGUGUUACCCAGAAUAUAACUUCGUUCUUUCUUCUUCUUUCUCUUUCUUUCCUUUUUUUCUUCUCUCCUACCUUUUCUCUCUCUCUUCUUUUUUUUACGGUAGUACCGCAGGAGCUUUGUACAGAAAACGGGUGUGAAGACAUAAACGUGUCGAAGACGAACGAAACGUUCGAUUGAUAUAUCCGGUAGAUUCGACCGUAUAUUUAUUCGAUGCACGUGAUCGCGCGGGAGACUUUUGUGUUGCGAUAGAUAUCGAUCAUGCGCUCGCACGUGCGCAUGCGUAUUAGUACGGACGCGCAAGUGCACGCGAGAAAACGAGCUUCCUUUAAAAUCAUGAAAA